Molecule: messenger RNA, 813 nt
Organism: Pocillopora damicornis (cauliflower coral)
Lineage: Eukaryota; Metazoa; Cnidaria; Anthozoa; Scleractinia; Pocilloporidae
Source: RefSeq, a predicted model, not a curated record
AUGGUUAAACAUAACUGCUGUGCAUAUGGCUGCUCCAACAGCACUGAAAAACAAAAAAACCAUCUGAAAUAUCCAGAACUCAAAGGAAUAACGUUUCACACUUUUCCUAUCGGCGACCGAAAGAAGACUUACGCACCCGGAAUGAAUGAAAACGAGAGAAGAAAAAGGUGGAUAGCUGCUUGUCGUUUAAGCAGUUUAAAUGUCACAAGACAUACAAGAAUUUGUUCAGCACACUUCGAAGGUGGUUUAGGACCCUCAAAGCUUAAUCCUGUCCCAACAAUUUUCAGUUUCCCGACUCAUUUGCAGCCCAAAACCCGACGGAAGCGAACAGAUCCAGAGGAAAGGAGACGAGGAGCUUUGAGCUGCAUACAAAACAAAACCAAGACUGCACCAAGGAGACAAGCAGGUAAAACUGACAAAAACAAGGAAAACCCGGAACCAUUGGGCCUGUCAUCACAACUGCAGGAAACUGCGUGCUCGAGCGACAUGGAUUUUAUUUUUUCUGAAGAGUGUGAGAUUAAAACUGAACAGACACCUGAUUCAAGAUCCCUUGCAGACAAGUGUAUCCAAACCGACCUUACCUGUGAAGAUAUCGACUGCAUGGAAGCAGCCAAAGCUAAACUGGAAAAUAAACCAGAACUGAAGAGAGAAAUGUUUAUAGACGACGUCCUAAAAAGCAACAAGUCCGUGUGUUUCUACACUGGAUUGCCCUCCUAUGCCUGUCUUACGAUGUUGUUUCCCUUUCUGAAACCAUUUGCAAAUGCAAUGAAAUAUUGGGACAACAAGAAAAAGGGACAGAGGGAAACGUAUCAG